AUGCACCCCAGUUCUAUGGAUGAAGAACAAGUAAGACGGCCGGGCAAGGUUGGAGAAGCUAGGCCUUACGAGGCGUGGCUGGGCAGUUCGAAGGCGGCUGGGAUUAUUGGAGAUCUCGGUUGGGUUUUGGAGGCUAGGAUUGUUGGAGAUCUUGGCCGGGUUUUGGAGGAGCUUGGUAGCCGGGAGCACGGAUUGAAGGAGCUUCACAGCCAAGAGUUGGAGCAUGGAUUGAAGGAGCUUCGCGACCGAGAUUUGGAGCACGGAUUGAAGGAAUAUUGCUGUCGGGACCGGUUGGAAUGCUGUGGCCGGAUCUACUGGAGACUGCGGCUGGAUAGUCCGAACUUGGUGGAGUAUUGCGGUCGGGCUCUGGUUAGAGUAUCGCGGCCAGGCUUUGGUUGGAGAUUGCGGCCGAGAGCUGGAAGAUGCCCCCGGAUUUCUUGUGGCUGA
Molecule: messenger RNA, 447 nt
Organism: Prunus armeniaca (apricot)
Lineage: Eukaryota; Viridiplantae; Streptophyta; Magnoliopsida; Rosales; Rosaceae
Source: the annotation of a GenBank genome assembly